Messenger RNA from Jaculus jaculus (lesser Egyptian jerboa), 3226 nucleotides. It is a transcript of the gene L3mbtl3, whose product is annotated as L3MBTL histone methyl-lysine binding protein 3. Gene Ontology annotation, molecular function: protein binding; zinc ion binding. The transcript has 23 exons. Bases 159 to 2498 code for a protein of 779 amino acids. Gene Ontology annotation, cellular component: nucleus. Gene Ontology annotation, biological process: regulation of DNA-templated transcription. The record is from RefSeq and is a predicted model, not a curated record. NCBI's taxonomy places the organism in Eukaryota, Metazoa, Chordata, Mammalia, Rodentia, Dipodidae.
CUGGACCAUUUGUCAGGACUACUCGUGAGACGGAGAAAAAAAAAAGAGAGAGGGAGAAUUUGGGGAUCCUUAAGAAAAGUCGUGGGAUUACACAACAGUUGUGAAGGCCACCAGACAGCUGUCUUUCAUCAUCACCACAAGAUUAGCAAAAAGAAAUCAUGACGGAAUCUGCUUCUAGCACAAGUGGUCAAGAGUUUGAUGUCUUCAGUGUUAUGGACUGGAAAGAUGGAGUUGGUACCUUACCAGGAAGUGACUUAAAGUUUCGGGUAAAUGAGUUUGGAGCUCUGGAAGUUAUUACAGAUGAAAGUGAGAUGGAGAGUGUUAAGAAAGCAACUGCCACCACCACUUGGAUGGUACCAACUGCUCAAGAAGCCCCGACCUCUCCCCCGAGCUCCAGGCCCGUAUUUCCACCUGCCUACUGGACAUCUCCACCUGGAUGUCCCACAGUCUUUUCAGAGAAGACUGGAGUACCAUUCAGGUUGAAGGAUCCAAUGAAAGAAGGGCUUCCGUUCUGUGAGAACUGUUGUCAGUAUGGCAGUGUAGAUGAGUGCCUUUCUACAGGAAACUGUUGCAGCCACAGUUGUUCUCGACAUUCCAAGGACAAAGACCAGAAGGAAGAGAGGGACGCAGUUGAUGACAACGAGGAGGAGGAUCCGAAAUGCAGUCGGAAGAAAAAGCCAAAAUUAACUCUGAAAGCUGAUGCCAAGGAAGAUGGAGAAGAGCGAGAUGAUGACAUGGAGAGCAAACAAGAUGGAAGGAUCCUGAGGGGUUCCCAGAGAGCCCGAAGGAAAAGACGAGGCGAUCCCGCUGUCUUAAAGCAGGGUUUGCCGCCUAAAGGCAAGAAAGCCUGGUGCUGGGCCUCGUACCUGGAGGAGGAAAGAGCCGUGGCGGUGCCUGCGAAGCUGUUCAAAGAGCACCAGUCCUUUCCAUAUAACAAAAAUGGGUUCAAGGUUGGCAUGAAGUUAGAAGGUGUGGACCCUGAGCAUCAGUCUGUGUACUGUGUCCUCACUGUGGCCGAGGUUUGUGGCUACCGGAUAAAACUUCACUUUGAUGGAUAUUCUGAUUGCUAUGACUUCUGGGUAAAUGCAGAUGCUCUGGAUAUCCACCCAGUUGGGUGGUGUGAGAAAACUGGCCAUAAACUCCAUCCUCCCAAAGGAUAUAAAGAAGAAGAAUUUAAUUGGCAGACCUAUCUUAAGACAUGCAAAGCCCAGGCUGCUCCCAAGUCAUUAUUUGAAAAUCAGAAUAUAACGGUGAUCCCAUCAGGCUUUCGAGUUGGAAUGAAGCUUGAGGCUGUAGACAAAAAGAAUCCUGCAUUCAUCUGUGUUGCUACGGUAACAGAUAUGGUGGACAAUCGUUUCCUGGUGCAUUUUGACAACUGGGAUGAGAGCUAUGACUAUUGGUGUGAAGCAUCUAGCCCUCACAUCCAUCCAGUGGGUUGGUGUAAAGAACACAGGAGAACGCUCAUCACCCCACCAGGUUAUCCAAAUGCUAAACACUUUUCUUGGGAUAAAUACUUAGAAGAAACCAAUUCUUUACCUGCUCCUGCAAGAGCUUUCAAAGUGAGACCUGCGCAUGGAUUCCAGAAAAAAAUGAAGCUUGAGGUGGUAGACAAAAGAAACCCUAUGUUUAUCAGAGUAGCAACUGUAGCAGACACAGAUGAUCACCGGAUCAAGGUUCACUUUGAUGGCUGGAGUGCUUGCUAUGACUACUGGAUCGAUGCAGAUUCUUCUGACAUUCAUCCCGUGGGCUGGUGCUCUAAAACAGGACAUCCUCUUCAGCCUCCCCUGAGCCCCAUAGAGUUAAUGGAACCUUCAGAAGAUGGGGGAUGUACAAUCCUAGGAUGUAAAGGAAUUGGCCAUUUUAAGAGAGCUAAGCCUCUGGGCCUGCAAAGUACCUCCAACUGUCCCUAUUCAGAAAUCAACUUGAAUAAAGAGCGCAUUUUCCCAGACCGCCUAAGUGGGGAGGUGCCUUCAGCUAAUCCAUCAUUUCCAAGAGAGAAAAGGACAGACACAAAUGAAAGUUCCUCAUCUCCAGAAACCAGAGAACACCAUGCUGAUGACAUCAGAGAAGAUUUUGAAGAAAGAACAGAAAGUGAAACGAGGCCGUCACAGGAAACCAGAGGUGCCCGGGAAGAACCUACUGUCCAGCAGGCUCAGCGUCGAUCAGCUGUCUUUCUGUCCUUUAAGUCCCCAAUUCCAUGUCUGCCCUUGCGCUGGGAGCAGCAGAGCAAACUUCUUCCCACUGUUGCCGGAAUCCCUGCUAGUAGAGUCUCAAAGUGGAGCACAGAUGAGGUGUCAGAAUUCAUUCAGAGCUUACCUGGGUGUGAAGAACAUGGAAAGGUGUUUAAAGAUGAACAAAUUGAUGGCGAAGCAUUUUUACUUAUGACCCAAACGGACAUUGUUAAAAUUAUGAGCAUUAAACUGGGCCCGGCUCUUAAAAUUUUCAACUCUAUCCUGAUGUUCAAAGCCGCAGAGAAGAACUCUCACAACGAACUCUGAAGAGGCGGGCGCUGAGGAGUGUCUUCUCUCGGCGGUCAAGCUUAUCGUUUAAUUCAAAGCACAAGAUGGUCAUCACUCCCAAGCGAGAGGUCUCCAACUCAGAAGAGCAGCACUAUGGGAUUAUUUAUAUUCCUCAAGAGACAGUAUGUCUGAAUUCUCACAAGAGUGCUUGAGCUUUUUACCAGGUACUGUCUGACAACAGUCAUCUUUUGGUUCUGUUCACUGAGCUAAACUUAUCUUUGUAAAUCUUUUUGAGGCGGGAGGGUUGGGGAAAGGGAGGACUUCAUUAAUUAUUUAUGGAUGGGGGCAGAAUAAGAACUUUUGGCAUUUUGUAAACAUUGUUGAACUCUAUUUCAUGUACACUUUGUUUUUCAAUACUUUAAGAAACCUUUUUAUAUAAUUGAAUUUCAACUGAAACCAAAUUAGUCAAAAGCUGGCUAGGUUUAGCCGGUGGACCGCUAAUCUGUAUUAUUCAUUCGUGCCAUAUUUUGAUUGCAGCAGUAUGCUAAGCGUAACUUUGCAAAUCACGAUAUUGCCUAACUGCUUGACAACAUUCGUUGGGCCUGACCAGUUGUACAUAUUAUCUUUCUUUGAAUCAGUGUUUUUACUUUUGCACGCAUUAUGAAAUGUUAAGCAAAUUACCUUUCACCAGCAUCUUUACUAUAAUUACCAAAAACAUGUAUAUAGAAGAAUGAAAUUGAAAAAUAAAAUAUAUAAACCUAAAUAAA